CCGUCGAGGACGCCAUUACCGUUUUCCCGAGAUACAGACGGGAUUUCAAGGUAUUUUUUGAGAAAAAGCGCCAAAAUAAGCAAACCCGUGGGUGAGGGCUACUUUCACUUUACCGAACCAAAACAGUAACCAAAAGAUGGGACGCUGUAUCACAUGGAAAUACUUUCAAGAGGCAGUACCUCAAAGAUGUCAGAUACCAAUAAUGAUGAUGACAUGAACUCUGAUCAAAGUGGGCUAAAUGUACAAACUCUUCCUAUUAAUACCUUGUCUGUACUUCCACAGAGUUAUAGUGAUGAUUCUGGUUUAAUUAUUAAUGAUCCAAGUACAGAUGAAGGUCCUCCAGCUAAACGUAUAAAAAUAGAGUCCCAUGAUCACCUUAGUCAAGAUCAGUCCAUUAAACAACUUCUGUUCACCAUAAACAAGGCUAUAUGUAUGAGAUUAGAUGGUAUAGAGAACAGUAUAGAGAUACUCAAUGGUAGAACCAAAUAUUUGGAGGAGCGUAUGGAUGAACUGGUUGACAAUGUCAAGAGUGUUAAUGGAACCAGUGCCAGUCAAAUUUCUCCUAAUCCAUCCAAGAAAGGAGCAGGGGCAGUUAUUGUUGGUUUACCACAGAAUGGAGGUCAGACAGCUCAAAAUGUUGAUGUCAUGCAGAACAUGGGACUUGGACCUAAUGUCACACUUAUUACUCUUAACUCAGAAGAUGAUUUUCCAAAUGGUACAUGGCUUGGAGAUGAAAGUAAUCCAGAAAUGAGAGUCCGAGUGCCUAUUACUCCUAGUGAUAUAUUACAUGUACAUUCCAAUUGUCGGACAGCAGAAAAGAUGGCACUUACUAUGUUAGAUUAUCUGUUUGACCGAGAAACACAGGCUUCUUCUAAUCUAUCUGGUAUGGGAAAACAUGGAAAAAAGCAGUUAGAUCCUCUCAUGAUAUAUGGUAUAAGAUGUCAUUUAAUACACAGAUUUGGAAUCGCAGAGGCUGAUUGGCAUAGAAUUAAACAGAACAUGGACUCUAAAUGUAGAACAGCAUUUAGAAGAAAGCAGCGUGGAAUGCCACUAACUGUCAAAGCUUUUCGUGGAAAGUCUGUUCCUAAUUUUAUAGGACCGGGAGGGACUUCAGAUUUAUCUAUAAGUGAUGACGACUCAUUACAAGACUCAGAACUUCAUAUACACCAGGGUGACCAGGGUGAGUUGAAGCAAACUUUAACCAUGCACAAUAUAGACAGUAGUAUAAAACAGGCCCUGUCAAUGCAUGGGGACGGACUACCUCAGGGAGAAAUACAGAUACUACAUGCCACACCUGAACAAAUCUCACAGCUUCAGCAGGCACAACAUAUACAAAUACUUCAGGGAGAUCAAAUUAUACAGUUACCAUUACCUAUAUCUCAAGCAGAUGGAACUGAGGGUUUACAAGUUGUGAAUUCUGUAGGGGACCACAGUGAUAGUCUCCAAGUUCACACCGUUACCACAGACAGCGGUGAAGUGUUACAUAUACAACAAACAGAUCAUGCAACGGAAUGAUGAUGUUUGUUACAAUCAUAGAGUGCCUGAUAGCAAUGUUUUGGGACUGCACAAUAUUAGAAUUGAUUUAUGCAAAUUCGUAUUUAAAUAUGUUGAUGUUUGUUGGUGUGUUUAGAAAUAUAAACAGAAUAUAGUUUAUAAGAGUGGAAAAUAAGUUAUUAAUGUGUUCUUUUAUGUAGAAUCAAAAUUUGACAAUACAGAAAAUACAAAAAAACUUAUUAUAAAGAGAUAUAGUACACCAUAUUGAAAAAUUAACUAUAGAAAUUUCUGAACCUAGACAAGUGAUAAAUAUGUUUAAUUAAUUAGAGAUAUUCUAAACCAAAUCGUCAACACCAAUUCAGCUUCCUUCUAUGCCACUAAUUUUUGUUUAGAUUGUAUCGAAUAUAUAAAAAAAAAAACAUUCUUUUGUUUGGCCUAAAUCAACAUCUAGCUCAAUGACCAAUACUUAACCUUUUCAAAAUCAUUUCAGUUUUUAUAUUAAAAUACUGUACUAUUAUGUCAACUAAGCAGUUACCGCUUGAUCUUAAUCUAUCUUUUCGUAAAUUUUCCUUUUGAGUCAAUAGAUAUCUAUUAAACUGAAGUAAAGAUUUGGUUAUUACGGUUUUGUAUAAAAUCAGUCGGUUUGAAAUAUUCAUAUUAUUAGAUGUGACUUUCACCUCAUUUUCAUGGUUUUCCAAUGUUAUGUUUUUGUGAUAAAUUAGUUUUCAGAUAUUAGAAGCAAUAGGUCAAUUAUAUUAGUUGUAAGGUGUCCUUGAUCUCAUUUUCAUGGUUUAUUGGUCAACUACAAAUUUAAAUUGGCAACUAAGAACACAUUUACUUUUGGCUUGUAUACAUAUACAUGUAUUAGUAAAACUACAAAAUCAAAUAUCCAUAAAAUGUCAUUGUUUUAUCAUCCAGGAAAUUGGCAUUCAAGAAAUAGUAAAUGAAUCCACAGUAUUAUAAGCAAAAGGUCAUCUUUUUUGAGAAUUAAGAAAUAAAGGUGUAUUUGUUCUGUCUGGGAGGAUUCAUAUGACUUAUACCUUAUUAAUCAUUGAUAAUGUAAAGUUUAUGUGAUGCCAGAGGAAAAUCCUUCAUCUUUUUAUACAAUUAUGGUCAGUGAAGCAGGGAUGACACUGUAUUCUGAAUUCGACUCUAGUUCAGACAUUUAUAUAAGAAGGAAAAUCAUUUUUGUGUGUCCAGACUUUCAUUCCAUGUGUGUUUGCAAUGACUAGCUGUACUCUUUUGUGCAUGUGUUUGCCUGUUACAUUUGUUAUGUUAUGUGGAUGUUGAAAAGUUUAUAUAUAAUUUAUAAUCUAUGAAGAUUAUUGCAUAAUAAAAUUUUAACAUUAA
Messenger RNA from Mytilus trossulus (common blue mussel), 2844 nucleotides. Its product is annotated as protein BANP-like. The transcript has 11 exons. Lineage: Eukaryota; Metazoa; Mollusca; Bivalvia; Mytilida; Mytilidae. Gene Ontology annotation, molecular function: DNA binding. Bases 154 to 1515 code for a protein of 453 amino acids. Gene Ontology annotation, biological process: negative regulation of protein catabolic process; protein localization to nucleus. The record is from RefSeq and is a predicted model, not a curated record.